Aureobasidium pullulans EXF-150 is the source of this 2376-nucleotide messenger RNA. RefSeq lists its product as uncharacterized. The transcript has 2 exons. Gene Ontology annotation, cellular component: cytoplasm. The record is from RefSeq and is a predicted model, not a curated record. NCBI's taxonomy places the organism in Eukaryota, Fungi, Ascomycota, Dothideomycetes, Dothideales, Saccotheciaceae. Gene Ontology annotation, molecular function: protein kinase binding. The coding region runs from base 1 to 2376 and encodes 791 amino acids.
AUGGACACUGAGGAUGGCCACCAAUUCAUAAAGCAACUCGCCUACUUCGUGCGAACCCAUGAAAAGGCGCUGGCCAACGCGCUGCAACUGCAGAGGCGCGGAUCCCAAAAUGUCACCUCUCCCAUCUCGACCACGGCCAUGAGCCCUCCUGCCGCUCCUUCAGCCUCGUCGACCUCGUCUUCCGCCAGCACCUUUGCUGCCGCCCUAUCGCUCCCUUAUCUCAGCUUCACCUCGCAGACCGUCAAGCCCGUCAAGUUGACCCUGACCCCUCACCACCUCUUCUACUUAUUAUCUCGCUUCGAGGAAUUGGGAAUCAAUGUCGGGCCCAUGACGGUCCGUCUUGAGAACAUCCACAACGACGUCGCCCCUGGAAACUAUGUCUCGUUCCUCUCCGCCCCAAAGUCACGCGGACGUGCCUCAGAUGCCGAUUCUGUACGAUCUUCCUCGAGCGUACGCAGCGUCAUGUCGACCAUGUCAAGCAUGUGGUCACACUUCAAUCUCAGUGGACAGUCCAACAAGGAGGAAAAGCAAAAGGCAGCCGAGCUGGAAGAUCUGAAAUAUUUGUAUUCGGCUUUCACAAAGAUACCGUGUCUGCGUCUGUCUCCGGAUCACCGCUCCAAGCUGAUCGCUGGCUAUGAGGAAUUUCCCUUUGAUACCGCAGUUCCACUGUUCGCAUUCAAGAAUGUCAGCGCUCUGGAGAUCUGCGAUUUGGACUUCCGCCAGCUCUUCGGCUGGGACCGCAUGGCUGAGCAGCUACGCAGUCUUACCAUCAAGCGCGCGAGCAUUGAUGAUCUGGCUGACCUGACCAUAAACGUUGUCCUUGAUGAUAUGGACAAGCGCCGCCGCAGAUCGUCAAAGGCACCCAUACCUUCUUCUCCGGCUGUAGGAUGGGCGUCUGCGAACUCGAGUAUCAGAACUGCUGCCGAAUUGGCAUCUGCUUCAGUACCCAAUUCGCCAAUGGCAGAGGGAAGACGGCCAUCGAUCGGCAGUCCCCAGCAUUCAGCAGUCAAUAUGACGCGCACGGCCUCUUCCGAUGGUAAAAAGACUCCUCGUCUAAGACAGAGGAGUAUCUCGCCUUCCAGACCUGCUAGCUCGCGACACAAUUCAUCCUAUGGCCAUGGCCAUCCACCACGAAGUGGCACACCCAAAUUCAGACGCGAAUCGGGCAGCUCUGGUUCAAGCAUCCACUCAAGCACGCCGCGGAACAGUACAUCCAACCUUCUCGCACUCGGCAUUAUCCCUGCUUCUAAGUGGCGCUUCUUGCGUCACCUCAGUCUUGCUGACAACAGCCUGACCUUCAUCACAACUCACAGUCUUGCUCCUCUAGCUCAAACACUGCACUCGCUCGACCUCUCCUCCAAUCUCCUUACCGAGAUUCCCGAGAGUCUUGCCUCGUUGACCAAUCUAAGAGCCCUCAAUCUGUCCAAUUGCAUGAUUGACAGCUUGCACUCUCUUGUCCGCAAUCCUUUGCCCGCUAUCACUACACUAAACCUCAGAUCCAAUCGCCUCGUAUCUCUUGCUGGCAUUGAGCGCUUGUUCUCUCUGGAACGUCUCGACCUUCGCGACAACAAGUUGACCGACCCUACGGAGCUUGCACGGCUCACAAGGAUGCCUGAGAUGCAAGACAUCUACGUUGCAAAGAACCCCUUCAUUCGCACACACUCAAACUACAGAGUCACGAUAUUCAACCUCUUCCGAGCGACACCAGGCUACACUGAAGACGUCAAGAUUGACUCGACGGGUCCAUCGUACAGUGAGCGUAGACAACUGGUUGAUCGCGCCCCAGAACUACCAUCGGCACCGGUACCACUUUCGGUACCUGAAGAUGAGCGCUCAGACGAUGCAUUGAACAUGCCUGAUCUCGGUGAACGAUCACGACAGGCGGCCGCCGACCAUGCUCAAGGAUCGACUAGAUCAAUCGCCGACUAUUCGACGGCAUCUCAAAGGAAGAAGAAGGGCACUCGGCGAAGGAUUGUCGAGCUGUCGCACGAAAUGGGCUCUGAGCAGUCCAUCCAGACUGAUACACCGCCGUCGCCGCGUACAGCGACCAAGGCGACCGUGUCACUGGAGGAACAGCGCAUGACACGAGCAACUUCAUCGCCACCCCGACUACCACCACUGGACACGGGUUCUUCGAGUAUGAUGAUGGACGGCCUCACGACUUCGACUGAAGAGGACGAAGAGAUUGGUGUCAACAGUGAAGUCUACCGCCAGAAGAUCGAGACAUUGAAAAGUGAUCUCGGCAGUGGCUGGUUGACAGCAUUGAGUGAAGACAUGAAGAGUAGCACGGAAAGAGAAUACACUGCCAGGCCAUCAAUUGGAGGACAACGAACCGAUAGUUGGGAAGUGACUGUCGGUGGUAGAAGGUUGGGUUGA